Molecule: messenger RNA, 2956 nt
Organism: Carya illinoinensis
Lineage: Eukaryota; Viridiplantae; Streptophyta; Magnoliopsida; Fagales; Juglandaceae
Product: pentatricopeptide repeat-containing protein DOT4, chloroplastic-like
Exons: 1
Coding region: 305-2254 (649 amino acids)
Biological process (GO): RNA modification
Molecular function (GO): RNA binding; protein binding
Source: RefSeq, a predicted model, not a curated record
UAGCGGGAGUGCAACCAAAUAGGGCACGACCUUACUUGAACAGGAUCUGUUCUAUAGGUUGUACAUCUGUUUCCUAGAGUUCUAAGGAGACAGGAAUCCAAGUCUGGUUGAUGAGUCAUGACCAUGCGAUCAGAGCGUGAAUAACAGAUUGGCGGUCGUCGGACCGUUGGAUUAGUAGAGGAUCGUUCUCAGCCACUCUUCGGAUGGCUGCGAUGGUCGCAUGGUUGUCUGACAGACUGCCCACAUCAUCAUUUUUGGGCUCUGUUUGUUCUCUCUCUUUUUGCUUGGGGUGGUUAAUUCCUUGAUGCAAGGAACCUUGAGAGCAUCGUUUCGGGUGGUUAAUUCCUUAGAGCUGCAUCAUACUUUGGCAUGGAAUUCAGCCAUCAAAUCCCACGUCGACUCGGGUUUUUUUUAUUCGGCUUUUUUGUUGUACAAGGAAAUGAGAGGAGUGGGUGUUGCCCAUGAUAGUUUUACGUUUCCGAUAGUAAACCGAGCUGUUUCAUCGCUCCAAAGAGAUGUCAUUUAUGGAAAGAUGGUGCAUUGUGUUUCGACGAAAAUGGGGUUUGGAUCUGAUGUAUACUUCUCUAAUACGAUGAUCGAGGUCUAUGUGAAAUGCGGGCGUCUAGGUUAUGCUCGUAAAUUGUUUGAUGAGAUGUCUUAUAGAGAUUUGGUUUCUUGGACUUCGAUAAUUGCAGGCUAUGCUGGAGAAGGAAACAUUAGUGGUGCUUUUGAUUUGUUUCAGCAAUUGAUGGUAGAGCUUGAGCCCAAUUCAGUGACUUUGAUGGUAAUGUUGCAGGCGUGUUGUGUUGGUGAAAGCUUGACCCUGGGGAGGCAACUUCAUGGUUAUGCAGUCAAGGUCGGGUUGGUAAUAGAUGGAUCUGUACAAAAUUCAAUUUUGAGAAUGUAUACUGAGACAGGCAGCGUUGAAGAAGUUGAAAGGUUUUUCAGGGAGGUUGACCAAAGGGAUGAUGUUUCCUGGAAUACUUUGAUAUGCUUUUAUUCCAUGGAAAGAGACUUUGAAAAGUUGGUCAAUACGUUCAGUAAAAUGCAGGGUCUGGCAGCACUCAGCGUUGAGACUUUAACAUUACUAAUUUCAGCAUUUGCGAAGUCUAGAGAUAUUUUUCAAGGUGAGUGGAUGCAUUGUCUAGCUAUAAAAACUGGUUUACUGGAUGAUGUGUUGCUGACUGCUUUAUUGGAUUUUUACGCCAAGUGUGGGAAAAUAGAGAUAUCGGCACAGUUGUUCAGAGAAAUUCCUUUUCAAAAUACUGUUACAUGUGGUGCUAUGAUGUCAGGUUUCAUUCAAAAUGGUUAUAUUAUGGAUGCCAUCAAUUUGUUCCGUCAAAUGCAAGCUGCAAAUGUUGAACCUGGGGUAGAAAUUUUGAGAAUCAUUCUUGAUGCAUAUACAAAUCUGGGAGCUCUGCAAUUGGGCAAAACAGUUCAUUCUUACUUUAUAAGAAACCUGUUGAACAGUUCCAAGAAACAAACUACACACCUCGAGACCUCUAUCUUAAACAUGUACAUAAAAUGUGGAAGCAUUUCUUCAGCUAGGGUAUAUUUUGAUGAUAUAUUGGUCAAAGAUCUAGUAACAUGGACCACUAUGAUUGAAGGCUUUGGGACUCAUGGGCAAGGUUUUAAAGCCCUAGAACUUUUUGGUCUGAUGCUGAAAAAAGGAAUAAAACCAAACAGUGUCACCUUCUUGAGCUUAUUGUCUGCUUGUAGUCACUCUGGUCUUAUAAGAGAAGGCUGUGAAGUUUAUUUUUUCAUGAAAUGGAUCUGUGGUAUCGAACCUGCAUUGGAUCACUACACUUGUGUGGUGGAUCUUUUGGGUCGACAUGGAAAGCUUAAAGAGGCCUUAGCCAUAAUAGUGAAACUGGUUUUUUUUCCAGAUAGUCGGAUUUGGGGUGCUCUUCUUGCAGCUUCCAAAAUUCACGGUGACAUAAAACUCGUGGAAUAUACAGCAGAAAGGCUUUUGGAACUAGAACCUGAUAAUGUUGGGUAUCAUAUUCUGUUGAGUAAUGUACAAGCCAGUGUUGGACAGUGGGAGGAAGUUGAAGAAGUUCGGAGAGUUGUGAAUGAGGAGUAUAUGAAGAAGAAACCAGGGUGGAGUUGUAUUGAGGCAAAAGGGAUUAUUCAUGGAUUUGUAUCUGCUGAUAGAUCACACCAUCAAGUGGAAGAGAUUUAUGAGGUAUUGGGGUGUUUAGGUAGGAUGAUUCAGGAAUUUGGAAAGUAUUCUUUGGUUGAUUUGAUCCCCUGAGGUAUGCAUUCAAAUUCCUGAGGCAAAGACAUUAUCUAGUCUUGUUUGUGUCUGGAUGGUGAGACUGCAGAGGACUGAUACGAGAUCAGGCUUAAUGCCGAUGUGCAGUCGUCAGAAAGCAAGGUUGAUGCUAAAAGAAUAUGGGCUGAUAUCAAGUGUUUAUUUAGUGGAUGAAGUAGGGAGUAAGUUGGAUGCUUGGAAAGACCAAAAAAAAAAAAAAGGUCUGUAGAUUUUGGCAGCCAGAACCUAUUCAAACCACCUUCCGGUAUAGAAGCAAAUGAAGAUCACUACACUUACAAAUAGAAUGGUCUGUCCGACAGUCCUGGGAAAAUCCCAACCAGCUUAUAUUGGCCGAGAAGGAUCCUCCGCUGCAUCAAUGGUCCAAGGACCAUGGAUCCACCAAACAUAGGAUAGGAUGAUGUUAUGAUAUUGGAGUUUUUGAUUUAAUUGACGUUGACGACACAUCCUUCACAUUGCGGCAUGACAUGAUAUGAUUUUAGAUUUUUUUACAAAUCAAAUUCCACCAUAUCAACAAUAUGGAGUGUGUGAUUCGAUGGCUUGCAGGAAAAAUGACUUGUAAUAUUGUGAUUACUAGUUGGCCCAUGAAAUAAAAGAAACAUGUCAUUGAACACUCGUGUAACUGUCUGAAAGACACUUUUAUAACAUGCCAAACGGCUGUACAAGUCCUUUUUGGUUACACAA